GAAAGAAUGGAGAAUCACAAUGGAUGUACCAGUUACAUUAAUCCAUCGGGGAGUCACUCCGUAACUCCAACUAAACCUUUGUUCUGGGAGGAUUGGAUGAAUUUCGGCGGACCAAUAAGGAAAAAUUCGAAUUCAUACUAUUCUGAUAGUGAAAAUUCAAACCCAAGAUCACUACCAAGCCCCGAAGAACUGACCAGGCCAUUUUCCAAUUCACCAUCACCCCAUGGUUUUGUUGAAAAACCCUUAUCAUUAGCGAUGAAAUUCAAAUUCGACCAAGGAGCAUCUACUUCGUCCAACGUACCUUGUCAGCAAUUUCCCAGUCAGAGGAGCCCAUCUCCUGACUUGAAGUCAAGCCCCACCGUAAGAAUCGCCAAGCUAAAAGAGAAGUGUCAAAAGAAGAAAAUGAAGAAAGAAAUGAAUAAAAUGGAAUUUUUACGACAGAAUAUGCCGGCUAGUGGCUCAUCAAAACAAGUUUACCAGCAUAGAGAGUUAAAUCAGUCACCAGUUCCCUCAACAUCUUCAAUGGAAAACUAUCAUCAAGAGCAAUCAAUUCCGACCAAUGUUUGUCAAAACGAUGUAAACUUGACAAGUCCUAAUAACGUCGGUACGCCAACUCCCACUAAAAGUUCUGUUGUUUAUAUGAAAAAACGUAAUUCCCGAAGAAAAAAGCCCGCCAAAUUCACUUACACGAUAUUGACACAGGAAGUGUACGAAACGGCGCCUGGGUUCAAGAUUCCACGUUACUCAAAAGGAAUAAUUUCAAGGGUUACGUGCAAGUUUUGUAAGUACUCAUUUGAUACAAAACAUGAAUUAUGGAUUCACUUUAGAAAACAUGUGCCACCGAAUAAACUUUAUGAGUGUCCGGAGCCUUAUUGUGCCUUCGUCACCGAUCUCAAUCAUCAUCUCACUUAUCACAAGUGUUUGCACCAAGGACUACGGGAAUUCUUAUGCAGUAAAUGCAAUUACACCGCUACCAACAAAGCAAUGUUGAGAAGUCACGAAAAACAGCAUAUUGAUUUUUAUUUCUACAUCUGCAAAGACUGUCAUUAUGGAAACAAAUACGUUAACAAUUUUAAAAUUCAUCUGCAAGCUAGAGGACAUAAAGUUGGAAAAGUUUUUGAUAUAGAAGGAAAUGAAAUUGACAAAGAAAUUGAUGUUUACGGAAAGAAACGAGGCCCUAAAACAAAUAAAAAAAAUAAAAAAGAUAAAACUUCUAUGGGAGCAAAUCGAAAACAGAAGCCAACUGUUAAGACACCUCCAAUUUCAUCCGAGUGUCUUAAUGAUAAUCUGCUUCAGGAAAAUCUUAAUGAAGCCCAAAAUCUUGGACGACAGGAUGCUCAGUUGGGAAGCAUAUCACCAACCAUAGAAAAUCACAAUGCAAAUCCUAUGUAUUUACAAAGUAUCUUACCAUCUAUGUCAAACUCUUCAGGCUCUCAGAUGGAACCGACCAACUACUCAUCAAUAGUCAAUACACCUUUGAACUUCGGCUUGUUACUUGCGAUGACAAUGAUGUCUACUUCUACUAUAAGACCUACAGUUGCAAAUCCUAUGGAAAUUUCUUCAGACGAAGUUGAAGAAACUCAAGCUUUGAAUUUGUCGAUGAAGGACUCUAACAACGAGUCCUCAAACACCGGUCGAUCCUCCGGCGCUAGCAAACGCAAGGGCACGACUAUCAUCAAGUACGUUAGUAAACAAGAGUAGUAGAAGAUCACAUGACAUUACCUGUGAAAAUCAUCCACAGCACUACCUGUUAAUUAGGUCCC
Molecule: messenger RNA, 1763 nt
Organism: Cotesia glomerata
Lineage: Eukaryota; Metazoa; Arthropoda; Insecta; Hymenoptera; Braconidae
Gene: Hb
Product: protein hunchback
Exons: 1
Coding region: 7-1701 (564 amino acids)
Biological process (GO): regulation of transcription by RNA polymerase II
Cellular component (GO): nucleus
Molecular function (GO): DNA-binding transcription factor activity, RNA polymerase II-specific; RNA polymerase II transcription regulatory region sequence-specific DNA binding
Source: RefSeq, a predicted model, not a curated record